UCAUACCAACAACAAGAAUUUCUCCAGGAGCCAAUGAUUUCAGAGUUUCGAAGCAGAUGGCCAGCACUGUUUGAAGUUGGUGAAGUCAACUUGGAGUUCAUGCGCAUAACGACAGUUCCUCUGACAUCCAAAUUCAUUGGACAACUGGAUAGGCUUACAGAUGACCCGAUAAAGGUUUUCUGUUCCAAAGGAGGGUAUGCUGGACAGAAAAUCCGCACCAUAAUGGCGCUGACGGCUAAAGAUAAUGAAUGUGCAGAGGCAGAGUCAGGGAUUGCACAGACAACAAUGGGCAUCUAUGCGAUUCGAGUGGAGGGUGCCAGUCCUGAAGAUGAGAUGUAUGCAGAUGUUGGUGUUGUACUUGGAGGUGUGGAAGUUCUGCAAAAUCUACAAAGUAUCACCUUUGCAAGUGUGAUGCUUUACAGACUGCUUUAUGCACUGAACUUGAGCUACCCCAAGGACCUCAAGUGUACAUUUGAAGUUUUUCAGAAAAUCCUGAUGGAACGGGACACCAACAAGCUCUCGUCAAAAAAAGUGAGUGGGGUGUGUGUUUCAGUCCGUCUUGGGGGUCCGGCUCGGUCCCUGGGCUCGGGCGCUGACAGGCCGUCUUCACGCUCUGUCGAUGGGUUUCACAGCAAGCUGAUCCUUGGCGACAUGGUGGAGAAAACAGCGGAGUCGACUCAGCUGAAGAAGAGUGGGGCAUAG
This is a messenger RNA of Thunnus maccoyii (southern bluefin tuna), 702 nucleotides long. RefSeq lists its product as uncharacterized. The record is from RefSeq and is a predicted model, not a curated record. The transcript is spliced from 4 exons. Bases 34 to 702 code for a protein of 222 amino acids. NCBI's taxonomy places the organism in Eukaryota, Metazoa, Chordata, Actinopteri, Scombriformes, Scombridae.